Messenger RNA from Anguilla anguilla (European eel), 4946 nucleotides. Its product is annotated as probable G-protein coupled receptor 158. NCBI's taxonomy places the organism in Eukaryota, Metazoa, Chordata, Actinopteri, Anguilliformes, Anguillidae. Gene Ontology annotation, molecular function: G protein-coupled receptor activity. The record is from RefSeq and is a predicted model, not a curated record. Gene Ontology annotation, biological process: G protein-coupled receptor signaling pathway. Bases 641 to 4672 code for a protein of 1343 amino acids. The transcript is spliced from 11 exons. Gene Ontology annotation, cellular component: membrane.
CUCGCGCUUCUCUUUCAGCACUGGACAGCUCCGUCGCUCCUUCCAAUCCACCCCCGUCAGCCUCAAAGACAUGAUUGGCAGAAUAAAUGCCCAUACGCGAGUCAAGGACACUUUAGGAACCCUAUAAGAUAAUGAAGGAGACGGGAUUUAAGAGCAGUUGGUUCCAGCUGUCCCCCUGGUGUUGUUAGUGCUUGUUAUGGACAGAGGAGGGCGGAGUGUGCGCUACACAGGAGCGCGUGAGGAGCGGCUCCGUGUGUCUAAGCUACAGUAGGGCUCUCUUCUCACUUUCGGCUCGAGCCUGUUUGUACACAUGCGUGUCACUGUAAAGGGAGAGGCGAGAAAACAACAAGGCUUUUGCUGUUCACGAAACGACCAAAUGUUUUCAUGAAACCUCAAGAUACGCCGAUACAGACACGAGCAAGCUAUUCAUAGCAUCUCACUUGAGCCAGGAGGAUGUGAGACUCGCCCGCCUUCGCCAGUUCAGCAUCUUAGCUCGAGACAGUAGCCUAACGAACUUUUCUACAGGUGAAUACAAAUAGAUUUCUCUGUUGAAGAUCGUAUUGACGUCCGUGCGGGCGGUUUUUCGCACUUGAUUGCUUGGAAUAAUAACGAACACUGGGCGCUCUCGGGCAACAGCGAAAUGGCUGUUUUUCUGAUUUCCUUACUCUUGCAACUGGGAUUUGCAGCGGGAUCAAAUUACGGGUAUGUGGAGUGGUCGGAGCAAGACAAAGACCUGGACGUCAAAGGACAACACACAGUUCCUAACACACACGUCAACAAGGAAUCACAGCACAACCCGACGUAUUUCACAAAACCCUGGACCGAGCGUAACGUGGUAGCGCACAGAAUCGAAGAGGACUUGCCGAGGGUCGUAACGGCUUUUCUUCAUACGGGAGAUUCAGCCACGUUAAAACAUGUCAACUGCUCGCGGAGGUAUGAGCUGAGCAGCCUUCGGGGGAGAUCCUACAUCGCCCCUCAUUAUCCUCUGCACAGCGUGCUUGAAACGGUGGCGCACGCGACCAACUUCUUAAACACGAUCUUGCAAGCCAACAGUUCGAGGGAGCACACCCUCCGGCGAGACGUUAUGUGGUACCACGCGUUAGUUCGCAGCAUUCUAGAGGGAGACCCCAAAAUCCACCGGGCUGUGCUCACGUUCAACACCGAGUCGCCAACUCCUGGUCCUCACAUCUUCCUCCAGGCAACCAGGACGGACAGCGACAUAGUUCUCCAAGAUCUCUCGGACACGGCCCACCGUCGCCUGAAAAACAAGACGCCGGAAACGGAGUGGUUCAACGAGUUCAGGGACAAAAAACAAACCCACGUGCGAAGGAGAGUGCCGAGCCAGGACGUUAAAGCAACCGACGCCUCGGUUAGACGGGGAGACCGUUACGUUCUCGAUAAAACUCAGAUUAAGUGGUCCGCGCCCUACCUCGAGUGUGAAAAUGGAAAUUUCAUCCCGCAUUGGCUUCUCACUUUAUCAGCUGGAUUCUACAGUUUGAAGCCAAAUUUGGUCCCAGAGCUCAGGGGUGUGGUUCGGGUGGACGUGAACCUGCAGGACCUGGACAUUGACCAGUGCUCUGCCAACGGCUGGUUUGCAGGGACACACAGGUGCAAUUUAACCACUAUGGAGUGCCAGCCUGUUCUGGGCCACGGGUUCGUGUUGGACAAAUACAAGUGUCAAUGCAAGCAAGGAUUCUACCAUCCCAGCAGGGUGGCUGUCAACGGCUUCAAAAGGACGGAGAAGAACGGGGCUCGCCAUCGCGGGGGGGUGACGGAGGGGCCGGCCAAGUGCCUGCCCUGCCGGGAGGGGUGCGCCUACUGCCGCGACGACACGCCCUGCCACGCCCAGCCCGACGACUCGCUGCGAUUGGCCGUCAUCUCCUUCCAGGCCCUGUGCAUGCUGGGAGACCUGGUCAGCAUGCUGGUGGCCUACCACUUCCGCAGAAACAAGAGAAUCCGAGCGUCUGGAUUGAUUCUCAUGGAAGCCAUUUUGUUCGGAGCACUGCUGAUGUACUUCCCUGUGGUGAUCCUGUUCUUCGCCCCGAGCGUUUUUCGCUGCGUCCUCCUGCGAUGGGUCCGGCUGCUGGGCUUCGCCGUCGUCUACGGGACGGUCAUCCUCAAGCUGUACAGGGUUCUGAAGGUGUUCUUGUCGCGCACGGCCCAGCGGAUCCCCUACAUGACCAGCUGCCGGGUGCUUCGCCUGCUGGUGGUCAUCCUGCUGGUGGUGAGCUGGUUCCUGGUCGCCUGGACCCUGGCCGUGUGCCAGAACAUGGGCCGGGACCUGUCCCCGAUCACCGUGGGCGUCACCCAGGAGGGCCUGCAGUUCAGCCUCUGUCUGCUCGACCGCUGGGACUACAUGAUGGCCGUCGCUGAGUUCCUCUUCCUGCUCUGGGGCGUGUAUCUCUGCUACGCUGUGAGGACCGUGCCGUCGGCGUUCCACGAGCCGCGCUACCUGGCCGUCGCCAUCUACAACGAGCUGGUCAUCUCCGCGGUAUUCCACAUCGUCAGGUUCACUCUGGCUCCUGCCCUGCACCCUGAUUGGAUGCUCAUGCUGAUCUUCGGCCACACCCACCUGACGGUCACCGUCACUCUGGGGCUCCUGCUCAUUCCCAAGUUCUUGUUCACGGCGACGCACACACGUGAUGACCUCGCCACGGAGGCCUACGAAGAGGAGCUGGACAUGGGCCGGUCCGGGUCCUACCUGAACAGCAGCAUAACGUCCGCCUGGAGCGAGCACAGUCUGGACCCCGAGGACAUCCGGGAGGAGCUGAAGAAGCUGUACUCCCAGCUGGAGAUCUACAAGCGGAAGAAGAUGCUGGCCAACAACCCCCACCUGCAGAAGAAACGGAGCUCCAAGAAGGGCCUGGGGCGCUCGCUCAUGCGCCGGAUCACCGAGAUCCCCGAAACGAUGAGCCGCCAGUGCGGCCGGGACGACAAGGGGGACCACCACCACCACCAGGGGGAGCACGGGGGCACCCGAAACAGCAUCUGCACCCUGCGCAGGAACCCCUUCGACCCGUCCCACGCCUCCAAGCACAAGGUCUUCUCCCUGCACAAGUCCCACAGCAGCUACGACCACCACGCGCUCGAGCAGGGCGAGGCCGAGGGCAAGAUGGCCGCCGCCACCGACGGCAAGAUGGCCGCCGAUGGGAGGGCGGAGGGCUCCGACGCCGCCGCCGCCGCCGCCGCCGCCGCCGCCGCAAACUCUCUGCCGGACGCCCCGGCGGGGCAGAGGAAGGGGGGCGGCGGGGCCGAGGAGAAGGCCUCGGAGGGGGGGUCGGCGGAGUCCGUGCCCCUGGUGUGCAAGUCGGCCAGCGCCCACAACCUGACCGCCGAUAAGAAGCCGGCGCACCUGCGCACCUCCGUGCUGCAGAAGUCCCUCAGCGUCAUCGCCAGCGCCCGCGAGAGGACCCUGGGCCUCACGGGGCGCAUCCACGGGGGCGGGGACGACGGCAAGAGGGGCCACCACCACCCCCGGGGGGCGAGGGACGGCGGCGGCGGCGGGAAGGGGCGCCCGGAGGCCGGCGGGAAGCCCGAGCAGGAGCAGGAGCGGGAGCGGGAGCCGGAGCAGCGCUACCCCAAAAUGAGCGUGAGCCAGUCGGUGGAGUACAGGCGCACGGCGGCGAAGGCAGGCAUCAUGAGGCAGCAGGUGAGCGGCAGCCAGCCGUCCAUCUGCUCCGAGCCGGGCCGCGCCAAGGACCUGUACGACCUGUCGGAGGUGUGCCCCUGGGAGGCCGAGGCCCCGCCCCCCACGCCGCCGCCGCCGCCGUCCGACGGGCGGGCGCAGAAGCACGUGUCCAUCGCCCCCGCCGAGACCACCGUGGUCCACGGGACCGCCCUCAGGGGACGGGGGGCGCCGCCCAAACAGAGGGGUCCCGACCGCCAGCGUCCGGCGGGGGAGCGGCUCGCCGUCUGCCACUGGGAGGAGGAAGAGGAGGAGGAGGAGGGGGAGGAGGAGGGGGCCGGGCCUCAGGCGGCCCGUAACCGCGGCGACAGGACGCCGCAGAGGCCCGAGAUGCGCCUUUGGGGCGCCGGGGGGGACCCCCCGUCGGCGGGGCGGGAGGCGGGGCUGUCCCCCGACCGGAGCAGGCGGAAGAAGAGCGUGACCCCCACCGAGGGGGGGGGCAAGGAGAAGGUCCUGCACUCGGACCACUCCCAGUCCACCGGCAGCCUGCUGCACCCCCCCGGCCUGCGCGCCGACAUCUGCCCCUGGGACUACGACACCCCGCCCUCCUCCCCCAGCACCCCCCGCGCCAGGGACUCCGCCCGCUCCAAGAAGAAGGGCGGGGCUUCCGCCAAGACCUCCUCGGAGAAGGAGAGGGGGAAGGACGAGGGGAGGCGCAGGUCCAAGAGCAAGGAGAAGGGCUCCUCCGGCCGGUCCUCGGAGAAACGCCGCGUCAGCCAGUCCAAGAUGGCCGACGGCUGCCCCUGCGACGGAGUGGGCGGAGCCGAGCGGCGGAAGAGCUCCGGGGGCGAGCCGGGGGCGGGCCACGGCAGGCUGGCCGAAAUCUGCCCCAGGGGGGACCUACAGGGCGCGGCCGAGGGCAAGAGUGCCUCGGCGGCCAAUCGCAGCUCGCCGGGGCUGAAGGCAGCGGCGGUGCCGGCCAACGCUAAAAUGGCGGACGUUUGUCCGUGGGACUUCGAUGACAAAAUGUUGGGGGAAAACGCAUGACACUUCAUCAGAUGAUUCGGUUUUGACCACAUACAUUUUUAUAUAAACAUGGUACGAAAUCCCUAAAAAUAUGUAUGGUAACUGAUAUUAAAACUUCAAUGUUACUUGUUGGAAAAGAAAAGAAGACACACGUUUUGCACAAGUUGCCUUUUUUCUUUAAUCUUUAAUCUUUCCCCUGCGAUCUGGAGAAAACCAAGAAGCUGAAUCAUCGUGAAAAUAAGCAUUCCAGAUUCCUACUAAGGAUUUAGCGAAAUUGAGAAGGUCGGUCGUUAUU